Molecule: messenger RNA, 369 nt
Organism: Fonsecaea multimorphosa CBS 102226
Lineage: Eukaryota; Fungi; Ascomycota; Eurotiomycetes; Chaetothyriales; Herpotrichiellaceae
Exons: 1
Coding region: 1-369 (122 amino acids)
Cellular component (GO): mitochondrial large ribosomal subunit
Molecular function (GO): structural constituent of ribosome
Source: RefSeq, a predicted model, not a curated record
AUGAUAACGACAUACUUGACCUCGCUAACAGCGAGAUUCAACCCCUUCAGCGCAUCAUCCAAAAUUCCGCGCCUGUUCCUCACCCUCCUCCCUGCAGACGCCCACAAGAACCUCAAGAUAUCCUCCAUUGCUCUCCCGCGAACCUCCACCGAACCCAGCACUUUGGAACUCGGAUUCAAAGAUGGCAAAGUGGUAAAAUACUCAUGGGGAGCUGAGGCUUCGCGACAGAAGAACCUCGAGGGAAAUCCGACGACAAGCGUGAACAAGGGAAAGAAAGGAUCUGGGGAGAGAGUGACAUUACACGACAUUGUGGAAGAAGUGGACAGGCACGCAAGGGUAUUGGCAAGAAAGGAAGAGCUGGCUGGUUGA